Messenger RNA from Coniophora puteana RWD-64-598 SS2, 2256 nucleotides. RefSeq lists its product as uncharacterized. Lineage: Eukaryota; Fungi; Basidiomycota; Agaricomycetes; Boletales; Coniophoraceae. The transcript has 2 exons. The record is from RefSeq and is a predicted model, not a curated record. Bases 1 to 1842 code for a protein of 613 amino acids.
AUGGGCCUCAGCAACCGCGUUCGUUGCAGGUGUCUGCGCCAUUUUGCCAUUUACUCCCUCCCGUGGCCCGCGCGCCUGCUGAGCCAUCUCCCCCCGGGCACGGUCCUGCCAGAGGUUGAUCGGGAUAACGUUAAGAAGCAUGUCUCGGAGAAGAUUUCGUCGCAUGCCGCCGCUGCUGCGAGCCGCAAGUCUGCCACGGAGGAGCCGUCCACCAAGAAGAAGAUGAUGGCUCCACCGCCCGCGUCUCCCCCUCGUCCUCCGAGUCCGCCGGUAUCAGAGUCCCCUCAUCAUAAAGUCGAGGUGCCCGUGAAGGCGAAGGAGAUGCUUGUCGUGCCGAAACGGCCCAGAGGCCGACCACGCAAGCACCCACGCCCCGAGGAUCUCCCUCCGCAGCCGAAGCGGCCUCGCGGGCGCCCCCGGACGCGUCCGCUGCCUGUCCCGGUCGUCCAGGAGCCUGUAGCCAUCGUUGGAAGGGAGAGCAUCUCUGCGCCCGGGUGGCUCAAGACGUUCGUUAUGGAGAUGGAGGAGCGGCAGCAGCCGCGCGAUGCGAACGGGCGGUUCGGGCGGAAGUCGCUCGCGAAUAAUUUGCAUGCGCGGAGGGAUUAUCAGCCGUUCAGCAGCUUGACGCGGGAGGAGCGGAUAGCGAACCGGGAGAGGAAUAAGGCUGGGGGCGGGAUGGGUCCUCCGCCUCUUCCACUUCCACUUCCUCUUCCUGCCGCUGAGGAAUAUCGUGAUGAGGAGGGACUGCAUCGGCGGUUCAAGCAGGAGGAGGAGGAUGUGGAUAUGGGUGUGCCUGAGGACCUGGACGAUGCGAUGGAUGAAGACGAUGGGCGGGAGCCGCCGUCGAAGAGGCUGAGGAUGUCUGACGGGUCGGACGAGGAGGAUGAUUCCAUUUCUGCUCCUUCGAGGUUUAGAGGAUGGGGCGGCUCGUUGUCAUAUCGGCCGAAUCCGAACAGCUAUGCUCGGCGCAAGCGUUUCCCGCGUCAGUCAGAGUCGGAGCUGGAGUAUCAAGAAGACGAUGACGACGAAGAAGUAGAGGAGGAGGAAGAGGAAGAAGAGGAAGAGGAAGAUGACCGUCGGGACACCGAGGCGGGCGAGUCGCCCGGGACAAGCACGGACGAGACGCCUCCGCCUGUGACGCCGCCUGAAGACCCUGUCACUGUGUCUGCGCUGCGGAAUGUGGUGUACAGUCAUCAGGAGUCUACUGUGGCUGCAGAGGACGAGGACGAGCCGUUGCUGGGCAGGCCGUCGCCGCUCAUGACGAGUGUGCUCACGCUGAAGCCUUCGCCCGUCAACUUCGCGAAGAAACGCUGGUCUUCAACGAUCGCGGCCGACAUGGCGGUGAAGAAUGGUGUUGGCUCUCGUCUCAACAACGGGAAGUCGCAGCUGCUGCAGUUGUCGAGGAACAGUUCGGAGACGAGCGCGUCUUCCCAGCACGGAUACGAGGGGGAGCUCGGUGGAGAAAAGGGCGGACAUGACGGCUAUAUUGACUUUGGUGGAGAGGACGAGAUGGCAGUCGAUGCGGCCUUGCACUCGAAAAGCGAGAAGCGCGUUGAUGACGGAGACGCCGAUGACGGCUCGGGACUGGAGCCGCGCUCGUAUGUGCGCGCGCUGGUCGGCUUGGGCGGAACACUUGUCACGACGUCGAAGGAUAUCAAUGUCGACGUAAAUGUUGUGGAGACGGCUGCGUCCAUGUCGAUGUCGAUGUCGAUAAAGAGCCCGGUGUCCAAGUAUUUGCGCAAGACGCGCUCGUUCUGCGCGGUGGAUGACGAGAGCGUGCAGCCUGCGCUGGUGAAUGCGGGGUGGGAGUCUGGCUCGGACGGGUCUGCGGACGAUGUCUGAUCUGGGGACCUUUUGCAAGUGGACCUUUUGGGCUCUAGGACCAUGUUUCCUUGGUCUCGAGCUUGCUUGUUUCUGCGGUUCUCCCUGGGUUCCCCUCUCUUAUAUAAAUAAUUGGUGACAUUUUUGCACUCCCCGCGAACACGACAGUUUAUAGGCGUGCGCUUCACGAUUAUACUUAUCCCAAGGUUAUUUUAUUUGCUGGUACAGCAGCUCUAAACGCAUCUUUCUCUGCUCAUCUUCUUGUUCUUCCUUUCCUUUCCUUUCGAUUAGUUCUGUCUUUACGGUUGCGUUCGUACUUAUAUUUUCUCGAUUCUUGGUGCUCUGCGCACGCACUGGCACUGUCGAUACAUCUGCUUGCAUACAUAGUAUUGUACGUUUACCCCUCCCGACUGUAAUGCGACACCUCACUUCCCC